Daphnia pulicaria is the source of this 1114-nucleotide messenger RNA. RefSeq lists its product as uncharacterized. Lineage: Eukaryota; Metazoa; Arthropoda; Branchiopoda; Diplostraca; Daphniidae. The record is from RefSeq and is a predicted model, not a curated record. The transcript is spliced from 5 exons. Bases 623 to 1027 code for a protein of 134 amino acids.
UUUUCUCCCGACUAAAGAAAUAAUCGAUCCCGUUGUUGGUUUCUUCUGCUCCUAUGAAAAUUUCAGUAUUAGAGUGGAAUGGUGCCAAUUAUUUAUGCCGCGAUGAGAAAUCCUCAAAUCCAUCUUUGGCAAAAGCGAACCGUUCUGUUUAUUUUAUUUUUAACACCCUUUACUUAAUAUCAAGGUGGUAUUUUUAGGAGAUAGCUUGGAUAAAGAUUUUCGGAAUUUGUGUUUUACUCCGAAUAGAUGCGACCAACGCCUGAACGUCCCAAGGACAGGCUUUUAGCGGCAUCUAUUGCAAAUCGCCACACCCUUAUUUAUUUACGAAAAUAUACAGGUUAUUGAUCAAUGCGUUUCGACCAGCACUGAACUAAAACGACUUUGACUAGGAGCGUUAAGUUUCCAAAACUAGUAUUCGUUCGCUAAUUGCUCAACAUUAUUUGUGUCGAGAUGGGGCGCGCUCGUAUGGCUUUUGACGUGCAAAUAAUGUUUUCAAAUGAGCGCUGUUUCAAUGUUGCCUAGAUCGUACACCAGGUGACAGUCGAUCGUUGAACAAUCCGACGCACAAAAAUAAUGCAAACCAAUGCAAUUUCCCGGUUAAAAACUUAAAUAUCUAUAAGAAAUGGCUCCCAGUGGUAUGACUAAUGCUUCUUUAGCUGGAGUUUGUGCAGCUUUUGCUGGAAUAUGUGCCAAAUUUGCGCUUUCACCGGAGAACCCUCAAGUACUUGUCCGAAUCUUGGAUCCUUACAUUCCACCAUCCUAUAACUCAUGGAUGAUUAGAGGCUUUUUUGCAUUAGCUACACUCACCUUCAACUCUCUGAUGCUUACGUUGACUGCCAAGGCACUGCAGUUGUGUCCAACGACAGUUCAAUCAGUUGUGACAACUUCAGCUGUAAAUUUCCUAGUCACAGGAAUCUUGGGGACGGUGUUCCUUGGAGAGUAUGUUGGUUUCAUCGGAAUUAUUGGAAUGAUUUUCAUUCAAGUAGGGGUUCUGAUAAUAAGUAAUGAAAAGGAAAAGGUAGACUGAUGUUGAUCUCAUGUUAUUACAAAUUCAAUGCUACAUAAACACUUCAUGUGAAUUACAUUCUGGGCAUUUCCCCCUGUAAUUUUUUUA